AGGCGGAGUGCCAGGACAUGUUCUCGAAAGUGUUAAUCUUUCCUACAUGUUAAAUUUGAUAUAGAGCAGUCAGCUUCCACUCCUCCUUUCUGGCAAUAGGCCCAGCCUCGUGCACUUCCGUAUAAACUGGGCCCUCGUAGCAGAAUAGCUGCACACGGUAUCAGCAAGACUCAGAAACUGCAGUUGUCCUGCUGCUGGUGGUAUUUCUCUUCUCAAGAAUCAAGGGUAUGCUCUUCCUCCUGUUCCUGCCAUGCUUUUGUUCUGGUCAGCCUGCACUUCCACCACUGCGUUUCUCUGUUUUCCUGGACCCUUCAAACAUGGCCUACCUCUGCUGGGACCACGAUGAACGGGAGAUGAUGUCAUUUGAACUGCAGGUCCGUACAACCAGCUGGGUGGCAUUUGGAUUCAGCCCUCAUGGAGAGUUGCCUAGAUCUGAGAAUGUGACAGGAGGUGUCUUCCCAAAUGGCAGCAUCUACUUCUCUGAUUAUCAUGUGGUAGAUGAGGAAACCCUUGAGGAAGACGACAGCCAGGACUACCAACUGCUGUCAGUGACAGAGAAUGAGACCUCCACCACCGUGCUGUUCAAACGACACCUCCAGACACGUGACCCAAAUGACCUGGAUAUCACAGUGGACACAGCAUGCCUCGUUACUGCCUUUGGUCCUGAUGACACAGUCCAGUUCUUUAAAGGACAAAGAUUUUCCAAGUCUCUGUUCUUGAUGAGGUAUAGAGCCCCAUCUGACUCAACUGGUCCUAAAACUUUCUUCACCUAUGACUUGAGGCUAGACAAUUCGUAUCAAUUUCCAGAUGAAGCUGCAAUUUCCAUAGGGACACCUUGGGAUCCUCAGUACAUCCGACUAGAAAUCCAUUACAGCAAUUUUGACUUGUUACCAGAUGAAUGGGAUGCUGGUUCCAGAUCUGCAUGUUUUCGCCUGCUUGCUUCACACCCACCUGUCUGGCAGAGGAGUGAAAGCUGCUCAAUACGGGGUGGGCCAAGCACCAUGAAUGAGAUGUGCCUCGCGUUCCUCUUCUACUACCCCCGUAACAACAUCUCCAGUUGUAUGGGCUACCCUGACAUUCUGUAUAUUGCCCAUGUACUCAAACAGGAGGCCUCAGAUGCAGUGGAAGCUGUGAUGGCCAUCGACUUUGUUGACUGGGACAAUGAGACUGUCAAAAUUGCAGAGACAGCAGCCAAGGAGACAGAGCAAGUAGUCAUGAUUAAAACCAUUAAUGAACUCCAGAGAAAUGAGACUGGUCUAAUCAGAGAUAUCAGUAUUCCAGAGCGGGCUGCCUGUCACAAUAUUUCUGGACACCUCUCAGUGUCAGGUCCAAGGGCCACUGCAAAUCUUCGUUUGACUGCAGCAGGCACUUCUAGGUCAUCAACUACCAAAGAAACUGCUUUGCUUCCUCUUCUUUACCUCACACAGCUGGUGUUUGCUUGGCUUAUCUUGGCCUCUGAGUAUGGGAAGUGAGGGAUAGAAUACCAGAAGAGCUCACUGGCCAGCUGAAGCACUCUGUAGCACCUGUUAGCAGGGUAUUCCAGAUCUGAUGGCCUUGAACAUGAGAGGACACUUACAUAAUAGAAAACUGUCUGCCUUUGGAAUAAAUAGGUUCAAUGGGCAUUGGCAUUUUUUUUUAUUUUCAUAAAAAAUACUUUCUAGUAUAGUUUGUUCUAAAUCAGAAAAGCAAUCUAUUAUGAUGCAGUAAAUACAGGAAUGCAGUCACCUCUUCAGUAGCUCCUGUUUAAUUAUUAAAUCCAGAGCUGUCAUAGGUGGGUUAUUGUAUGUAUUAGCUCACUGGUAUUUCAAUAAUCAUUAUCUAGUCACAAGCGAUCUACAUACUCCUUGUACUUAGGCCAGUAGGCACCAUAGUCAUUAAAUAAUGUGACUGAUUCUAAAACUAGUCCUGCUGUAUCUAUCAGUGACUGCAUGGCAGGGGAUUUACCUGCUGAUAUCCAGGCAAUAAUGAGGCAACGACCUGGUGUUUACUGAAAAAUAGACCUUAU
Messenger RNA from Calidris pugnax (ruff), 2005 nucleotides. Its product is annotated as putative DBH-like monooxygenase protein 2. Gene Ontology annotation, molecular function: dopamine beta-monooxygenase activity; copper ion binding. The record is from RefSeq and is a predicted model, not a curated record. Bases 228 to 1472 code for a protein of 414 amino acids. Gene Ontology annotation, biological process: dopamine catabolic process; norepinephrine biosynthetic process; octopamine biosynthetic process. The transcript is spliced from 8 exons. NCBI's taxonomy places the organism in Eukaryota, Metazoa, Chordata, Aves, Charadriiformes, Scolopacidae. Gene Ontology annotation, cellular component: secretory granule membrane.